AACUCUCCUAGUCUCCUAAUCUCCUUAAAACGUAUUGGUUUUUAAAGUUAAACUUGGUGAAACUGGCAUUGCGAACCGUCAGCUUAUCGCUUGUAAAGCAGCAAAAGUUCACAUUUUUGCUCAACUUUCGUUUUAAGAUUUGUUCAAUGUCAGUAAUGUCGACUUCGGACGCUCUGAACCCACGGGCUUCAGGGGAAUUCAUCGCGGACAACGCAAAAUUUGUCAAUAUUAAAGUCGAUGGAAUUUCUAAACUCGCAACUGUGGUCGAGGAGAGGCUACAGCUGAACGAGAUUUCCAUCAGAGGCUUUGCUGAGAGUCCUGUUCACCCCAAACCCAAAGAACCACAGUGUCUGGAUGCCCUUUUGGUCAUGGACGCACUUAACUUCAGCUUCUGGACGCCUGAUAACUUACCAAAAUGGACUGUCGAGUAUAAAGAGAUGAAAUAUACUGGGUAUUUCGCUCUAUGCGCCGCACUGAUGAGAGCCAAAGAUGAAGGUAUUGACGUUUGGAAACCGGAAGUGUACUCAAAACUGAGUGAACCAGAGUUGGCACGAAUUCUGCGCUCCUGCACAGAAACAGGACCACCUUUGUUGGCAGAAAGAGUGCAGUGCCUUCAAGAGAUUGGCCAAGUGAUAAUAUCUGAAUUUGAUGGCACAUUUGCCACUGUGAUCAACAAAUGCAACAACUCUGCUGCUCAGUUAUUGAAGCUCAUUGUGAAUUCCUUUCCCUGCUUCAGGGAUGAGGCUGUUUACAAAAACCAGAAAGUGGCAAUUUAUAAGAGAGCGCAAAUUCUGGUUGCUGAUGUCUGGUCUUGCUUUGAGGCGCAAGGACCUGGCCACUUUCCAGACAUUGAUGAAAUCACAAUGUUUGCCGAUUAUCGAGUUCCACAAAUGCUGAUCUACUAUGGCUGUCUUGAGUACUCCCCUGAACUCCAAGAAAAAAUUGAGAAAGGCACUGAACUGCCAUCUGGAAGUGAAGAGGAAGUGGAGAUUAGAGGCUGUUCCAUUGCCGUUGUAGACCGAGUCUACAAACAACUAGUGGCAAAAGGUGUUGCAAAAAAUCACUUAGUCAACCCUGUGCUGAUUGACCAAUGGCUGUGGACUGAGCGCAGAAAAAUAGCCAGUCAAGUGGAACACCUUGGGUAUCACAAAACAAGAACGAUUUUCUAUUAAUUAGAAAAAAUGGGCUUCUUUUGGGACCAGCAGAUUUCUUUGAUAGUAUAAUUUUGUGUACCUUUAUAAUGAAGAUAGAAGUUGAAUGCAUGUUGCCUUUCUACUUAAAUAAUGCACUUACUUGAAUCUUACUACAUGCUUCCAAGCGUUCCCAUUUUUUUCUUUUGAAAAGAUGUUCAUAUUUAAGGAAAAUCAUACAUUCCUCAAAGGAUUGAUUACUUACUACAAUUAAUAGAAUUUUAAUGUUUCUUUUUCCUUUUUAAUUGUAUUAUUUCUUGUCAAUAUUGUCUUGUGUGAUUUCAGCCUUGUCUGUUCAAUUAAAU
This is a messenger RNA of Cloeon dipterum, 1495 nucleotides long. Its product is annotated as queuosine 5'-phosphate N-glycosylase/hydrolase. NCBI's taxonomy places the organism in Eukaryota, Metazoa, Arthropoda, Insecta, Ephemeroptera, Baetidae. The transcript is spliced from 6 exons. The record is from RefSeq and is a predicted model, not a curated record. Bases 147 to 1172 code for a protein of 341 amino acids.